AUGGAAAAUACAAGUGCAGAUUAUAAGAGACUUGUCAGCCAGACAGAGGGAGACUUGCACCAAGAAUUACUUCCAAAACAAACAGAGAUCAGUCCCCAUACUUUUGACCAGACAAAGAGUAUAAUCUUUGCUCUUUUGACUGGACUCUUUUUUGCACUUCAUAACUUGACACUUGGGAGCCUUACCAGACUGGGAUACUUAGCUAGGUCUAACACUGGCCUAGGGAUAGGUAUUGGAGCAGUUAUUUAUUAUUCAUACCAGUUUGUCGACAAAAGAAGGAAGAACCAAGCAUUUUUCGACUGGGAAAAAUCAGUGUUUAGAAACCAGAAUCCCCAAGUUUCUAUUAAGCAUAGAGGAAAAUUUGAAUACUGGAUACUUGCUGGAGUUAUAGCAAUGGCGUUGAUAUCUAUAGGGUCUGGAUUGAUUGUUAUAGUCUCCUUCAAACUUGCUCUAGAAGGAGGUAUGAACCAAGGGGUCAUCACAGCUAUUUAUGGGACGACUCCUUUCAUCAUCUCCAUAAUGUUUUAUAUAAAGUUUGGGGAAACACUCAAGAUAUCCCAACUCAUUGGAAUGGUCUUUAUGAUCUUUUGCAUUACUAUGAUUGGAUUCUUGAGAGCUCCAUCUGCAGAAGCAAUCACUCAAGCAGACUAUAACCCAAAUGGAGUAGCAAUCGCUUUGAUCCUAUCAAUGAUAUGCCCCUUCUUCUUUGCUCUGGAUGGACUCAUCAUCAGACUUUUAUGUAUGAAAUUCAGAGUUAAUCCCAAUGAGCUGAGUCAGGCUGCCCACCUCUGCCAAGGAGGAAUAGUUAUCAUUGGAACCUUGCUAGGAUACUUGGUAGAUAAUUAUAAAUAUGAGUUCAUCUGGCUAGACUUCUUGCAGAUGGUCUUAGCUGGAAUCAUAGUGAAUUUUGGAGGAGCUUGUUUGAGUAUCUCAGUAUCACUUGGUAAUGUAGGAGUUGGUUACUCCUUGAUCAACUCCCAAGUGAUCAUCUUCAUCCUGCUAGCUGCUCUUCUAUUAGGCCAAAUACCCACCACGAUCGAAAUAGUGGCUGUGGCCUUUGGAAUUGUGGGUUCCUGCAUCAUGUCUCUUGGGCCAGAGAUUUACAACAAGCUAAUCAGAAUUAUUAAUACAAGGUUGCAAGAAUAAUUAAAAAAAUUUAUGAUUUGAUAAAAUGACC
Molecule: messenger RNA, 1177 nt
Organism: Moneuplotes crassus
Lineage: Eukaryota; Ciliophora; Spirotrichea; Euplotida; Euplotidae
Source: the annotation of a GenBank genome assembly